Molecule: messenger RNA, 4993 nt
Organism: Lymnaea stagnalis (great pond snail)
Lineage: Eukaryota; Metazoa; Mollusca; Gastropoda; Lymnaeidae
Source: the annotation of a GenBank genome assembly
AAAUGGAUUCAAGUGAAAAUGUAUCCAGUUCCUUGAACACUGAUGAUGACUACAACUUUUCUGUAAGCAGUUAUCUAGACAUCUCCAGCACAAGGUAGGCCUACAUUAUUUUGUUGAUUAAAAAAGAGACUUGCCUUAAUGAAACAAGAACAGCAGUUUAAAUGUGUAAUAAUGUUCAUAAAUUUUAUAAUUUCUGAAAAUAAAACUUGCUACAUGAUAACAAAAAAAAAAACACAAAACAAAUCCCAUAUUUUAGGUAGCGUUUUAUAUUCAAUCGUGUGUAAAUGUGCAAAGAAAGAUUCUGCUAUUCUAGAUGUUCAAUUUUCAUUUUAUCCAAUUCUCCAUAGAUAUGUCACCGACUAGCGUCACACAAAAAAUAUUUUAGCUAAUAAAAUAUUAAUUAAUUUUUGUAUUUACAAUUUAGGUAAAAGAUAUUUGGAAUGAAGACCAAAGCCUUUUCAUCAAAACACCCUCCACUCAACCCCUAAAGAAAAUCUUAAAUGUAACAUAAAAAAAGUAUCUUUAAUAAAAAAUCUGCAUACACGUUUGACUCGUUUAAUAAUAAUGAUAACGUCACUUUGGAGAUGGUGUCUGUGGGUCGUCGAGUUUGCACUCAUAAUACCCCCCCGGGCACUCCCCCACACGGGCCAGAGCCGGACCUCCAGACCGUGCGGAAGCGCGCCAGGAACCUCACUCCUGGCCUGAGGGACGUCCGGUCGACCGAAGACGCUGCGUUUAAAGCGUCCGUAGUCCACUCUCACUAUGCUUUACUUCCUCUCCGGGGAGGUGGUGUUGCGUUACCACUCCCCACCGCCCUGGGAGAUGUCUGGUCGGGACGUAGCGGGCACAAAACGGUCACCUAGGGGCGGCUUUCUCAGGGCCGCGUCUUUUUAAUCAUUGGCAAGGGUUUUGGCUGCCACCCAUUGCCUCAUACCCAUCAACGGCAACAAGUAAUCAUGUUAGUGCGAGCCUUCCGUUGCGUUGGAAGUCAUGCAAGUGGGUCGGGAUUUUUUAGCUUCGGAAGGGGGGGGGGGAGGUUUCCCCCCUACUAGUCGUCCACGCCGCGCAGAGGCAAAAUCCCAUGUGACUCCACCGAGUAGUGGUGUUGCUCCCUGGUCUAGAAGCGUUCGGCCACGGAAGCAAACGAUUUAAUAAUCGAAGAUCACAUUUGCUAGUUUGAUGAAGACUUUCCGAGGAAGAUCAUAUUUCUCUUCUCCAGAUCCUCUCCGCGAGACUGCGCGUUAUUGGCACUUCAUUACCCAGUACGUUCCGUGUUCCUGUCAGAAUCCCGUUUUUAUGGUGGAAUCCUGUUCUAUGUGGGACCCCGUUCCCCAAAAGGAUUCCGUUCAAAUGUGUCUUCACAUUUCCCCAUGGAUCCCGAUCUCUCGUGGGAUCCAAUUCCCCGUUGGCAUCUCGUUCCCCGGUGGGGUCCCAUUUCUCUGUAGCAUCUUUUCUCAUGAGGUACACUUAAAUUUCUCCCGUAGAUAGAUGGUCAACUUUGACCAAGAUGCACCACUAAACGUAAAAGCUUAUACUGUAAUCUUAGCCUUCGACUAAACUUAUGUUCAUUGAUUAGGCCAUAUAUAAUCGAAUAUUCAAUUUAGACCGUUCUAGAAACUUUCAAAAACAUCUUUAAUUCUUAUUCAAUAAUAUUCGAAGAAACUCAUUUAAAGUGAUACAAACAUAAGAAACUUAAUUAGGACAAUUAUGUUAUUGUAAAGCUGUUUUAGAUAAAAAACGAAGCUUUCAGAAUAAUUUUAAAACUUAAGAAGCAUAGACAAAGAUAACUGAGCGAUACUGAUACUAUCCCCAGGAAGGUAUAGAAAUCUAUAGAACUAAAAUGACGUUUCCAUAAUUUUUUGAUCCCACUAUAUAUCCUCACGGAACAUAAGAGUACUUUCGGAAAAAUUCUAGAUUUAAUUUAAUACCUCAUUGAAACAUGUUCCAAAAGACCGUUUUUAGGUGAUUAUUUAUUCUAAAACGCAAAUAUCUACAACUAAAUGCUCUGACCAUGACUAUUUUUCAUUUAAGUUAAAAGAUUGGCCACGGUGAGGUAUGCAAUUUUCAUAAGGUGCCGUUUUCGUUAUGCCUAAUAUGGGGGAUCUCAAAAUAAUCAUUCUUAAUUUAUAAAAGAGUUGAAAUUGAAAAGUUGUUCAAUUAAAAUCGGUUGAAAUCUAAAAUGUUAAAUUAUAGAACUUUUAUGGAAUACUAUACAUUAGUAACGUUGUAAUUCACCGAUAUUUCAUCAUGAAUUUUUCAUUUUUUAAUGGUGUGACUACCAAGUUUUGCCUAGAUUGAUCAAUUCCCUUUGAACCAUAUAUUAUCACCUAAGCCUAUUACUAUUUAUAUAGCUAAUAUUAGGAAAAAUAAAAUUGGGUUCCUCAGCACCGAAUGAGUGGAUAAUAUGAGUUUAGAAUCCACCAGUAUUUCAAUAUGCAUUAUCAACUGUACGUGAACUAAAAUUGGUCUAGAUACAUCCAUUCGGGCAGGUAGGCCUAUAUGUAUUGGUAAUUGUAUUUAUAUUGCUCAUAUAAGAAAGAAAAUAAAAUGUGUAAAAUCCCCCUCCCCCCCCCCCCUUUUUCUUUUUUGCAUUUACUUCUCGACAAUAUUGAAUAUGUCUGCCAAAUUUGGUCAAGAUCCAUCAAUCUAUGUUACAAAACGUCUUGGAACAACCAAACAAAUCCACAAACAAACCCACAGCAUUUCAAUUGCAUAAUAUAUAUAAUAUUAUAAUAUGCCUGUAUAAUUAUAACUAUAACUAUAACUGAGUCUUCUUUAUUCCCCAAUUCUUUCUAUUUUUCUGGUUCUGGAGACAUCUAUCCAAACAUAAAUAUUUUUUUUCAAGCAUUCCCAUUCAUUCCCUGAAAUAUUUCUUUCACCAAAGCAUUGCAAGAUUAUAAUUUGCAUUGUGCACAAGACUCCUUUGUUGCCUGAGUUCGCUCAGUAAUUUCUUUCAACUUUUAUUUUGAUUUGGCGUGUGUAAUUCUUAUUUGAAAUCAGCUGUUGCAGAUAUCGCAUCUUUUGAUAACUCAACGAGUCAACCUAAAUCAAUUCCCAAAUGAUAUUUUUGAAUACUGAGAAUAUUAGAAUAGUAUUACCAAUUUUUUUGUUAAACCUUUAGGUUUAGUUGUCAAAAAUGACGCAUCGAAUGUUUAACCGUGUAAACACAGACUUGUCGAGUUUGGUGUUUACCGAAAUUGAGAUCAUUUAUUUUUGACGCCGAGUGGGAUUUUUUUUUUUUUUGAGUGUAAAUUAUUAAAUAGCCAAACGAUCCGCUCUUGACGAAUGUGAUGAAUUUAAAAAAAAAAAAAAUUUUUUUAAUCAUAACACUUAAAAUAAAUAAUGUAUUUAGCCAAUAUUAUUAUUUUGUUGUUGUUGUAUAUAUCGAUUAGUAGUGUAUGAAAAUUGGUUUGAGAUUUCGAUAGCACUAGCUGAAGUGAAGAAGUGAAACUAUUUAAAUCUCUUAUGAUAUCUUCCAGUUUUAUGUAUAUGAUAGUUAUAGCCAAUGUUCCCUUUAAGCUGCGCGGCCGCGUAGCUAUCUCACAGACACCGAGCAGCAGUUUUUAGUAUCCGCGCAGCAAAUUUCCAUGUAAGUGUUUGUUUGUGUUUGUGGGAUAUUUAAUUUUGAAAACAAGAAAGAAAAUGAUGCUGUAAAACUUUGCACACAACUGUAUUAUUUCGCACACGAAAAAACAAAACUUAGAGGGAACAUUGGGUAGCCCGCCAAAAAAAAUAAAUGGCGUCUGCCAUGCGUGAACUUCCCAUCUACUAAAAUUACUUGACAAAAUAUGCAUCCAAAUAACGCACUUUAUAAGAAUCCACAUCAUUAGUUUUAAAACACUUUUUAAAAUCAUUUUCUUUAAAAAAAUCUUUGCAGCUAUGACGAUACCAACGUCGAGGACUUUAACCUAUGGAGUGAAAGGCUGUUAAAAAACUACAUGUUUGUGUUUUGUGGAUUUGGAUUACCUGCAAAUAUCCUGAUCAUUGCAACCAUAUCAAAAUUUCAUUCCCGCUGCCCUGCUUCAUUUUUGCUGUGCUACCUGGCCUUAAUUGACAGUGUUGCUCUUGUGGCAAAACUUUUAGAAACACAAAUAAUUUUCUAUCACGUAUAUCUUGGCCGAUUCGGUUGUAAGAUAAAUUCCAUGCCAAGCGUCACACUCACAUCAGUCUCCAACUGGACGGUUGUUUUAAUAAGCUCAGAACGUUACAUUGCCAUCUGUAAGCCGCUGAAGAAAAGAAUCUGGUGUACUAACAAACGAUGCAAAAUAGCCGUGUCUUUGAUGUCGGGAAUACUUACAGUAACCUUUGUAAUUGUUUUUUUUAUUUUUGUGGAUAUAAACUCUUAUGGGUUUUGUUCUGUUAUUCAUGUAACAUUGAACUCAUUUCACUGGCUCCAAUUUAUACUUUCCAUAGCGAUUCCUUUCAUUCUCGUAACUAUUUUAACCAAUGGAGUAAUUAGAGCACUUUAUUAUGCCCGAUGUCAACGUCGGAAAUUUUUCAUCGAUAAGAGAAGCCAAAAGAGACAUUAUUUAGCUGAACAACAAAAUCAAACAGCUGUGAGCAGCUCAGAGAGGAUGGAAAAACUGAGUUUACUCAUGAUGUCAACGGUUUUGUUGUAUUUUGUUGUAUAUUUGCCAGUAUGUGUUACCUUUUUAGUAAUUAGGCCAUUAUAUAAAAACAAUUUCGACUCCCUUGUAGAACUUAUUACUAACAUUUUCUAUGUUCUUAGUGACUCAUCUCAUGUCCUUAAUUUUUUCCUCUACUUUGUUUUUGUUUCGGGAUUUAGAAGAAAUGUUUAUAAAUUAUUAAGAUCUGUUUGUUGAAAAGCAUACAAUUAUUGACCACGAAAAGCAAGUCAAAUUAGUAUAAUGUUUGUAUACAAAUAUAUUUAUUUGGUCACUCAUGUUAUAGAUUCCAUGUUUUUGCGAACCUGAUUUCAAUCUCUCCCCUUAAUACUAGGUUAUAGAUUGCAUGUUAUUUAUUAUGAAGGUUG